Eleginops maclovinus (Patagonian blennie) is the source of this 3485-nucleotide messenger RNA. It is a transcript of the gene gldn, whose product is annotated as gliomedin. Gene Ontology annotation, biological process: signal transduction. The transcript has 10 exons. Gene Ontology annotation, cellular component: cell surface. The record is from RefSeq and is a predicted model, not a curated record. Bases 267 to 1997 code for a protein of 576 amino acids. NCBI's taxonomy places the organism in Eukaryota, Metazoa, Chordata, Actinopteri, Perciformes, Eleginopidae.
UCCACUUCGUGAACAACACAACAAGCACUGUAUUUACCAGUCUGCCUUCAGACCACCACCCGUGAGGAGCACGGAUACUAACUGGAUUCUAUUUUGAACUUUCAAAUAAUUUUGAAAGGACUUUAAAUUUAGUAUAUGACUUCCUUUCUUUUGGAUUAAUUUGGCUUGAGUUUGAUUAGUAUUUUUUGGAGUCAGCAUCUUGGACCACAGGCCUUAACACUUGGACAUUGUUAUUCACUUCUGGACUGGAUUUGAAUCCUGUGUGAAUGCUGAAGUUGGUGAGUGACCCUCAGAAAAGCGGAGGUGAGGUGGUAACGAUGUGGAUCCCGACCCCCAGCAUGACUCUCCCUCAGCGGAUGGUGCUGUAUGGGACAUGUGUGGUGGCGUUGAUGAACUCUGUGGGCCUCUUGGUGCUUUUGGUCCAGCAGAAUCAGCAACGCGCCCUGCUGCAGCAGGCAGAGGUAAAGCUGAUGGAGGUGGAGCAGAGCUCCGUGGUGGAGUUCCUCCAGGAGGUGCCAAAAGGAGCAGCAGGUUUGCGGUCCAGGGCGGGGGAACAUCCGAAAUAUCAGUACCAGUUUUCCAGGAAUAAGAGAAGUGAAGAGCUGGAAAAGGAGCUACAGCAUGAGAUGCAGGAGCUUCACCAGGUGGAGGGUCAGGAGGUCAGCCAGGAGGUCAGCCAGGAGGUGGGAGAGGAAGCAGAGAAGAAGAUGAAGAGCGAAAUGAAGCACAAGCAUCGACAGAGUUACCCCAAGGCACACCCUCAGGAUGACAUGAUGAUGAUGAUGACCUACUCCAUGGUCCCGAUCAAAUUGUUGAUUGACAUUUGCAACAGCACCAAGGGAGUCUGCAUUGCUGGACCACCAGGACCGCCUGGUUUACCCGGUGCGGACGGUAUGCAUGGCUACAAUGGGACUGAUGGCAUUCCUGGACUGAAUGGACAGCCCGGGGCUGAUGGGAAAAGAGGAAAAAAAGGUGAGAAAGGAGAACCUGGAGAGGAAGGGGAGCGAGGAGAGGCCGGGCCGCCUGGAGAGAAGGGACAACCAUCGAAUGACGUCAUUAUUGAGGGUCCCCCUGGCCCUCCAGGUCCUCCCGGCCCCCCAGGACCUCCUGGCCCUCAGGGGCCUCCAAGAACAAGGCACCACAGAGCCAACCUUCAGGCUGCUCAUUCUCUGGGGCUGUUACACGCAGUUCCAAAUGAUGGAACCUCCUCUGUGAAUGGUUUGAAACUACAUGAGAAGCCAGCUAAGAAGAACGAGUGCUUGAUCAAGUCCCUGAUCAACCCAAGGAAUGUGUCAAAGAUGGAGAGCACUUUUGGCACGUAUAUGAAAGACACCGCUGAGCUAAACGAUGAGCGAAUUUGGGUGGCAGAACACUUUUCUGGUCGUCUGGUAAAGGAGUAUAAAAGCAUCGCCUCCUUCCAGAACAGCAGCAGCGACAUUGUGGAUGUUAAAAAAUUCUACCAAGGCUGCGGCCACACUGUUCACAACGGGUCCUUCUAUUAUCACAUCGCUGGUACUUCCAGCAUUGCCAGGUUUGACUUUCACAACAAGAGGCUUCACACUCUCACUAUAGAAAACGCUUUGUACCACAACCUCGCCUACCUGCUCCAAAACUCCAAGACCUAUUUCAAACUGGCAGCCGAUGAGAACGGCUUGUGGCUGAUCUUUGCCUCCAGUGUGGAUGAGAGCAUCACAGUGGCCCAGCUGGACCAGAAGACCUUCUCCGUCACAUCCUACAUAAACACCACCUACCCGCGCACCAAGGCCGGCAACGCCUUCAUUGCCUGUGGCAUCCUGUAUGUCACAGACACCAAGGACACCAGAGUCACCUUCGCUUUUGACCUGCUGAAGGGGAAGCCGGUGAAUAUGACCUUUGACUUGAGGGCUCCAGGUGGGGUCCUGGCGAUGCUCUCCUACAGCCCGAAAGACCGACACCUGUAUGUGUGGGACCAGGGCUACGUCAGGCUCUACGUGGUCCACUUCAUUUCUGACGAGUGAAAACGGUCUGAAUGUGACGGACAACACGAAGACAUGACUGUUAAAUAGUGAGAGCAAAAUGCCUGCUGACCAACAACUAUUUACUUCAUCUUUGGAAACUGGUCCUAUAUGGGGUUUCAAGAAAAAUGUAGACAUCAGUCUUAACGUUGUAUACCUGUAGAACAUUGUUGUCAAUAAUCGUUUUUUUAAAUUAGAGGGGACAUUUUAUGAAAACACAUUUUUCAGUGUUUUGCAAAUUACAUUUGGUCAUCUGGAGUGCCUACUAAACUGUCAAACCAAGUCAGUUUCUGGGAAAACAAUUCAGAAUCCAAUAAUCCAUUCAGUUUUGACUCUCCUUUCUCUGUUUCACCCAGGCUCAUCAGAAUAUACUGGCCCCAAUCUUAAUAAAAACAGUAUUUACACUCUUCUGCUUAGAUACUGAAAAGCCAAAUCAGAGAAGAAAAGGCUUUUCAAGAGGGGGGCUUGAAGAGACAGGCGCAAAGACGAUGCAAUUCAGAUGUAAGGUUAAGACAGAUAUAUUUCAACAUAAUGACAAAAGGAAGGUUUUUUUCAACAUUAAGGCAUGUAAGCAUAUUCUAGUAGAAACCCAAAAUAAUUCAUCUAAAAAUAAGCAUGAUACACCCCUCUUAAGGUCAAUAAUUAUUGUGCUUUUGUCAAAAAUCUAUGUAUACAUAAUGUGUAUCCCUUUUGCGAUAUACAUGUAAGUCUUUGCAGUUACUAAGUGUGAACACUUUUUCUCAGUUUGUAUCAAGUCGUUUUUUCUACAAAACAAAAUUACAACUCAAACUUUGAAGCCGUAUGUCUUGUAAGUUGCUUCAAUAUUUUAUUUAUUUGCAUGAUUUUUAUUUAUUUUUAUAAAUGCACGUUAUCCCCAUGUACAUAUAGACACCUGCCAUAGCUUAUUCCUCUUGAAAGGAAGUCAAAAAACAACAGCGCCAAAUCACCCUGAUGAAAUAAAAAGAAUUUAUUCACUUUACAAAGGUAAAACUCUGACCAUGACCUGUUCUCUCACACACCUCUAGGCUCAAGUGCCCUAGUAAGCGUCUACCCAUGAUAUUGGCUUCUUUUGCAUUAUUACAUGCACACACACAUACACACCAGACACCAGUAGGACCAUUGGUAAAACACUUAAGCUACAUACAGUACACAUAGUGGGUCGAAAGAGGGAGAGAAACACAAAUCUCUUUAAUAAAUACCAUAGAUACACUUAACAAAAGUUACAACUAAUCCAGCUGGUAUGAUACAAACCAAAAAAUAAAGAAAUGCUUUCAUGUUUGUACAAGCUGUUGUGGUAUUUCAUAUAUAUAUAUAUAUAUAUAUAUAUAUAUAUAUAUAAAUAUAUAUAUAUAUAUAUAUAUAUAUAUAUAUUUAUAUAUAUAUCAUUUAUAUAUUAAAAUCUCAAACGUUUUACUACUAGGCCAAAUAAAGCCAGACAUUCAUUUGUAUACAACCAUUUCUUCUUCAGUAUCCUAUUUAUUUGAAAUAAAC